AAGAAAGAAAGAAAAAAAAGUACAUUCUGUAACUAUAUUUGAAACCAGAGAUAACAUUCAGCAAUGAAGACCACAUUAGUCUCUCAACUUCCUAGAUAAAUUUACCAGCAUAAUUACCAAAUUGCCCCAUUUUAGAGAACUAGCUCCUACUCCUUAAACACGCCUUAGACUGCCCUAGUCAACUCCUACAAUGGGCUCCUAUGACACCAUCCUAUCAAGUUUAUUUUCCUGUGUUGUUUGCUCUCCCUUGAUGCAACACACCAAAUAAACCCAGUCGUGUUGGAAUACACUGUGUGGUCAUUGGGUGGCUGCCGACACCUGUGCAAAUCUACGGAGCCCAUUUGGAGGCUUCCUGCACCUCCAUACCCUGAGCCCCUGCCCUGGUUCAUGCCAGUAGGCAUGCUCCAAAAUCGUUAGAAUUUAGAGCGAAGAAAAACUCCUGAUUCCAGGGCAUCAGAAAGCCAAGCACUUAUCAGAUGAUUAAGUCUGACUUGAAAGGAUUAAGCUCAGAGCAGAUAAUUACUUGGAAUGAAUUAUCUUGGGAAGACCUGCGGGGAUUGGACAGCCACCCUAAGGUGGAUCAAGGGGCGGGUUGUUUGAAUUCCUUAUUAAGCAUAGAGCCUAGGCCCUUCCUCGCUUUUCCAAGUCUUUUGCCAACCAGUUUCUUAGACUUUCCCCUAUUCUGAAUCAGGUGGGAGCAGAGCAUGGACAUGGGAACAGGUGCUCUCAGCAAGGAGCCGUGGUGGACCCUACCCGAAAACUUUCAUGCUCCAAUUGUGUUCCACAUGGAAGAGGACCAGGAGGAGCUCAUCUUCGGACUUGAUGACACAUACCUUCGCUGCAUUGAGCUGCACAGCCACACCCUUAUUCAGCUGGAGAGUUGUUUUACAGCUACAGGCCAGACUCGUGUGACCGUAGUCGGACCACCAAUGGCAAAGCAGUGGCUGCUGCUCAUGUUCCGUUCCGUGGGGAGCCACUACUCCAAGUGUCACGCUCAAGGUCUGAAGAUGCUCGAGCGUGUCCGAAGCCAGCCCCUGACCAACGACGACCUGGUCGCCUCCAUUAGCCUGCCACCCUACACCGGAGACUGAUCUCCCCUGGGAAGCGGGGAUGAGAGGAGAAGUCUUGGCUUCACUUUUGCUGAGAAAGACAUGAAAAACAAUGAAGAAAGUUUGAAUCUGUGGCCAGACCUGCCCCUCUCAGGCCUUCUAGGCAUGUGUCUGAGGCAAAUCUCCUGAAUGCAAGAAGUGUUAUUGGUAAAGCAAUCCAAUAAAAUAAGCUACCUAUGAUGCAAA
This is a messenger RNA of Macaca mulatta (Rhesus monkey), 1295 nucleotides long. RefSeq names its product KH domain containing 1 like (gene KHDC1L). Lineage: Eukaryota; Metazoa; Chordata; Mammalia; Primates; Cercopithecidae. The record is from RefSeq and is a predicted model, not a curated record. Gene Ontology annotation, molecular function: RNA binding. Gene Ontology annotation, cellular component: cytoplasm.